This is a messenger RNA of Pocillopora meandrina, 22684 nucleotides long. The record is from the annotation of a GenBank genome assembly. Lineage: Eukaryota; Metazoa; Cnidaria; Anthozoa; Scleractinia; Pocilloporidae.
CGCAUAAUGGCGGAACUAUGACAUCAACAUUUGUCUGAGCCCUAACAUUUUCAAUAUGCCACUUUUGGACAAAUGCGGACAACAAUGUACAGGAAAGAAAGCGAAGUAUCAGUGAAAAUGGUAUAGCCAUGUUUUGUUGGGGUAGAUGCUCCGAAGGCCAGCUUGGGUUGGGAGAGAUUGAGGACGAAAAUAUCCUGUCUCCAAGGAAUCUUCAAAGCACUUUCGGAACUGAGUCCGAAAUUAAAGACAUUGUGUGUGGCUGGGAGCAUACAGCGGUCUUGAAAAAGGACGGUGUUGUUUAUACGUGUGGAAGUAAUGAAAAUGGACAACUUGGGCAUAAUAAAGAUGGAAAAAAGUUCGGUGGGUAAAUCAGUCUAUUGAUCAUCACUAGUUGACGUCGAUCGCUUUGGUGUUGCUGUUUACAUGUUUACUCCAAAGCUAGUUUAUUAUUUUUAAUUGAUAUGCCGAGUGAAAUCGCAUAUUCUAGUUAAAUGUCUAUCAUAGCUAUUUUCACCUUUUGUAGCAAACUUUUUGUUUCGAUUGAAUUUUGAUUGAGCUAAAAGGGAUGUUAACAAUUAAGACAGAUUACGUUAUGGGAAUAGUUGAGCCUUUCACUCCCAAGAUUAACAAAAGCGAUUUCCCCUUUACAGUAUCAAAGCAUUUUCAAGAAAGCAGUUGAUGACAAGAAUGUAAACUAUCAACUAGAGAAUAUAUUGUGGUUUAACACCAAAUUCUUAGAGCCAAAAUUAUAGGAAAUGUAUCACAGAUGGUGUGGAGAACUUACUGUUAGAUCUUGAGUGUCAAUGGGUCACAAAAGCACAGUCAUGUCUAUAUGAUAAGCUGUAUUAUGUCUGCUUUUUGCUUGAUUGGUUCUUACUUCUGAUCUAUUGAGGGACAGAGAUGUAGAUGACAUCACCAUCAAUAAUGUUUUGCUUCUUGGAUCACCACUAAAGGGGUCAAAAUGUGGUAAGAACAUGUGUGAGGCUCCUGUGUCACUUUUGUGUUCUUAACACAUUCUGAUGUCAGUUGUGAUCUAGUAUUGAACAGACACACAGUAACAUGGAAUCUAUUUGUUGAAUAUACAGUCCUACAAAAAGAUCAACAUAACAAAUGUUAAAAACUAGUUCCUUGUCAUCUCAAGAAGCACAAUAUGUUAUGUGACACAUGGAUAAAAAAAUUAAUGUAAUUGGAGAAAGAUGUUUUUUGUCUUGUCAUGAGUGUGGGACAAAGAUAAAAUUCUGAGUCCCAAUGAGGAAUCAAACCUCAGACCUAUGGAUUCUGUGCUUCGAUACACCACCACUGAGCCACAGAGACUCUAUGGUGAGCAAGGUCUACUAGGGAGUUCAUAUGACAUGUGUUCUGCAUGCUGCAAGGAUCAGCGAUGUCAGUAGUGUCAUGUCUGUAAAUAGAAUAAGAAAGAUGGUAAGUUUUGAUUUCGGUAAAGAAAUAGAGAAAGAUGUUUUUCUUCUUGUCACGAGUAUGGGACAAAGGAAAAAUACUUAUUUUAAUUUUUUAUAGCUGCUGCCUUGUUUCUUCUGUUAAAAUCUAUAGUCCACAAUUCAAACAUAUUUUGUAUGAUUUUGGUAUCUUACCUUUAAUGCUGGUAUAUAUGUGGUGACUAUUUUGCAGCUCGUGUAGAUGCACUUGAAACACGCACAGUCAAGCAAGUGGUUUGUGGACAAAUGCACACCCUGGCUGUCACAGAUAGUGGACUUGUGCUUGCAUGGGGUGACAACACUAAGGGACAACUGGGUCUAGGAAACACAGAGAACAAUGUCCAAAGCCAUCCAAAGUUAGUUAUUAUUAUUUUUAAUGCCCAUUAUAAUGCUUCAGGGUAUACCAUGAACAUAAUCCACAACUGAUUUCAUUGAGGAACAAUGGACAGAGUAAGUCAGAACAAAGCGGGAUAUGAAAGGAAAUAGAAGUCAGCCCUCUGGAUUCCCUAGUCAACCCAUUUUGUUUUGUCUUCUGUGCCUUGUGGAGGCAAGUCGUCAAGUCAAACUCUUAGUUGCAUUGUGGGCCACGUGGCCUCAAGACGUACCCCCCCUCCUCCCUAAUUUCUCCUACAGGAUGACCUGAUUCUGCAUUCUGUUCAUAUGCUAACACCCCCCCCUCCCCCAAUUAUUAGUCAUAUGCUAAUACCCUCCCCCAUCCUAAAUUAUUAGUCAUAUGCUAACACCCCCCUCCCCCGUCCUAAAUUAUUAGUGGGAACUUGCUAUUAAAACAUUGUGGGUGUUGAGUAUUUUUUGUGAUAUAGAUACAAUAUACAUUUUCUAUGAUUUUUCAAUGUAUUUUCUUAAAAGUCAUGAUAAAUUAUGAUAUCAUAACAAUUUUAGGUGUGUAGUUCUUAAGAUGUGUGAAGCAUGCUGUGUGUCCUCUCAGUCUCGUUAUAAAUUUUGGGUGAUUAAGUCUGUACCAGAAGCCAAGUUGUCCAUCCGGCCAGGGCUUAUGCUGGUUUUCUUAACCCUUUCACUCCCAAGAUCUAAUUAGUAAUUCUCCUUACUAUCUGCCAUACAAUUCAUAACGAUAUCAUAACAAUUGUACUGGUGUGUAGUUCUUAAGAUGUGUGAAGCAUGCUGUAUGUCCUCACAGUCUGGUUAUAAAUUUUGGGUGAUUAAGUCUGUACCAGAAGCCAAGUUGUCCAUCCGGCCAGGGCUUAUGCUGGUUUUCUCAACCCUUUCACUCCCAAGAUCUAAUUAGUAAUUCUCCUUACUAUCUGCCAUACAAUUCUCAUGAUGUUAGUUCAGAGAAUUUGGUAUUGGAUCAACUAAUAAUCUCAUGAUUGAUAUUCUUCUCGAUUCUCAUCACCUGCCUGCUUGAUAUUGUAUUGAUAUUGUAAGGAGAAAUUCUGCCUUCGUCACUUGUGGGAGUGAAAGGGUUAAUAUGCAUGAAGUGACUAGGAGUAUGACUAUUCCCCCUAUUCCUGAAUGGAUGGCUGGUCCAUCACAAGAUUACAACCCAGCAUUUGAUCAGGCUUCCCUGACAAUUUCACUGGUACCCAUUUAUGCUCCUUGGUGGAGAGUGGCACUGUGAGAGGAUAGUUUUUUUGUUCAAGAAUGCAACACAUUGACCUGGCCAUGUCACAAAUAUGGACCCCGUGCCUGGAGUCCAGUUGUCAGUCUCAAUAUUCUUGACAACUGUAACACACCUGUGCAGAGUUUAUUCUUUAGCAUUGCUUGAUUUAAACUUGUUCAUGGUCUUUUACUUGUUUAGAAUUGUUAGAAGUCUCCAGUCUGAUGGUGUGAUGGUAUCACAAGUUGCUUGUGGAGCAAGGCAUUCUUUAGCACUCAGUACAGGUAAACACUAAAUUCAAAGCUGUCCUCACAUGGUUUCUUUUUGUCAGUGUUAACAAAAUGAUAUUAGUCAUAAAAGAAAAUAACAGUGCACCAUAAGCUCAAUUUUUGCCAACAAUUCUCCAUUUUUGUUUUAACUUUAAGAUAGAAGUUUUAGACAUACCAAUCCUAAAACAUCCUUUGUUUUUAAUUAAUUUGGAACAACUUUUUUUAACUUCAUAUUGAUUAAUGCUUUUUUACAUGAAAAUGUGUAUUUUAGAAACUGAGUUUUUUGGUGGAGUCACUAUCAUAGAUUUUGAGUUCAAGUACAAGUGUGGGUACACAUUGAGUGCAAGUCAUGUUAUUAGUGGGUCAGAACCACUGUUCUUCCACAAUUGUUGCAAAAUGUAUUUUCCAUAGUGAUUUGAUAUGUUGUGUAUGAUUCUAGUCCUAAGAAUUCAAUGUUAAAUCAAGUACAGUGUUGCUAUGAUAUUCCCUCAUUGUUAUUAUUCUUUCCUCUCACAACCUUUCUGCUUGAACAUAUAUGAAUAUUGUAAGGAAAAAAAUCCAUGUCAGUGACUCUUGGGUGUGAAAUGAUUAAAUAAUUGUUCUUUUGUUAUGUAGGCGGAUUCUUGUUUUCUUGGGGUGAUAACAAACAUGGACAGCUAGGAAUUGGUAAUUCAAGUCCAGUGCACAAUGUACCUGAACAUGUGUCUUCUUUGUGUGGGGUUCCCUUUGCUUUGAUCUGUGCUGGUGGAUAUCACAGCUUUGCCUUGUCACUCUCUGGAGCACUCUUUAGCUGGGGGAGAAACAAGUCAGUAAAGUUCCACAAUUUUUCCCCUUAUUGAUGAUCAAGGGAAACUUGUUUAUAACAUGCCCAUUUUUUCUCUUUUUAGCUUUGGCCAACUGGGAAUAAAUGACAACAAAGGUGUGUGUAGUUCUCCAUUUUGCCCUGCUAUCUCUCAUUCAUUUUGAUGUUAACUAUUUAUGCCCUAAAAUCAGUAUGCAUAUUCUCCACUCUGUUCUCUAUACAUUUCCUAACAUGCUGACAAAGAGAAUUUGUUUAACAGUCAAGGACUCCUUUAGCUGGCGAUCACUUCCUUUAUUCUUGUGCCCUUCAAGUUUGAUUCAAGGGUGAUAUUGUAGUGAGAAAUUUGAUGCUAGUCAGUGUUAGGAGUAAAAGGGUUAAAUCUUACAAUUGAUACAAUGUGCUCAUUGGUUAAAAAAUGUUCACCAUUGAAUGCAAUUAAAAAUGAUUUAGAUACUACAUUACAGUAUUAAGUAAAAGUUGUUUGAUACUCAAAGGCCAUAUAUUUAUUACGAAAUUAGAAAACUAUUUUAAAAAAGUAAAACGAUCAAGCAAUUUAGGCUUGCAAUUUAUUUUAAAACUUGGCAAACUUCCUUUUAGAUCAUUCUAUGCCUGUACUUGUGAAGUCCUUAAGAUCACAGAGGGUGCGCUAUGUCACAGCAGGAGAGUAUCAUACAGCUGCCUUGACUGAGGUAGAGUGUAUAAGCUAAUUCUUUGGUUGGCUUCUUUGAAGCUAAGGCAACAUGUGCUCAUGUAGUGCUAUCACAGGGGAUCCCUGUGACCCUCUGUUAACUGUGUGGAACCCUUUGUGGAUCUUGUGGUCCAGGUUUAACCCUUAACACCCUAAGGUCAGUAUGCAUAUUCUCCAUAUUGUUCUCAGUACAUUUUUUAAGGUUCUGAGAAGGAGAAUUUGUCUAACAAUCAAGAAUUUCCUCAGAUAGUGAUCAUUUCUUUUAUUCUUGUAACCUUUCUGUGUGAUUCAAGGGUGAUAUUGUAAGGAUUGUAUGGAGGAAUUAGAUGAUAGUUACCCUUAGGGGUUGAAGGUUUAAGCUAUGGAAUAUCCUACUGCAUUCUAAGGGCUGUGCUCAAGUAGAUCCUGGGUGCCACUGGUGACUAAUUUUAACCCUUUAAUUUGUUUAUAACUUUAAUAUAACUUUGAGAGUUGUGUAUCCGUUUCUUGAAAGGCUUGGUAACUUAACAGACUGAAGCCAGUUUUUAAAAUCAAAAUGUAAAGAAUAGAGAAGCAGGUUCUGGCAUCUUAAUUUGUUCCUUUAGCUAAUACUGUUAUUACAAAAUUUUCAAAACUUUUGAAACCCCCAUUUUGAAUGAAAACAGAACAGCUUUGUGGACCCAUUUAAGUUACCAGGACCUUUAAGAAGCAAUUAAGCAAUUAAGAUUUGUGAGACUGAUAUCUCCAGGCAUCUGGUGGUUCCUAGAGUAUAACUUUGAGUGGGUAUUUCACAGUGCCCAUCUCCACCCAGGAGAGAGAGGAGUUUUUAAACUAUUUAGUGAAAAGUAAGUGCUGACAGACUAUCAGGGAAACCUGAAGUAAAGCUCAUUGGCUACCCUCAUCAAAUAUUGGAUUGGGUUACUAUCCGACAGGAGAAGAAAUUCUUCUCACUGAGUGAAGCCUAAGAACUUAACUAGGAACCAGCAAAAUACAUGUAGACCUUAUCAGAGGGGAGCCAUAGUAGAACUUAAAUACUAAAUUUUUUAAAAUUAUUUGUUGCAGUAGAAUUGCACUGUAGUCUUAUGAUUAUGUGUUUGACAUGAUUUUUAAACAGUUGAUAUUUUAUAGCUCUGUGUAAUAUGAUUUCUUAUACAUUGCAGGAUGGAGGGGUGUUUACAUUUGGUUGGGGCAAUUUUGGUCAACUUGGACAUAACUCUAAUAGUGAUGAAUGUAAUCCUAAAAAGGUACUUGAACUUUUUACUGAAAAAAUAUUUCUUAAAAGAUAGGUGUAGUCUCUGCAAGCCUGAAAGCAGAUGAUCACUAAAAAUGGUUUUCACUUCCUGAGAUAGAGAGGUGAUGGAAGAUGAGGCAGGCAUUUGAACUUCAUCUCUGAAAGAGCCUUCUGCAUGAUCAUACACACAUGUAACUGAUUAUGUUAGAGCUACUCUUGAACUUCAUUAUUGGCAUUCAAUUGUGAUGUAAAACAAAACAGCUAAAUCAUGGCAAAAUUAAUUCCAUUCUGAAUAAUUUAUUUGCAAAAAUGAGUUAAGGACCACGUGCUACAAAUCUCAGUGGUAUUUGAAAUUUCAGUGUUGAUUGUGUAUAGUCCUUAAUGUUUUUAUUGGUAGAAGAAAAAAGAUGUUUUUUCAGUUGAGAGUGACUUGCAUGUAUCAAAAAUUCAGUUAAAUGGCAGCAGGAGGAAAUGCAGAGCAAUCAAGAGUAAUUUUAAGUUGUACUCAUAACAUAUACUUUUAUUAGGUGUUUGAACUGAUGGGACAAGUGGUGACACAAGUUGCCUGUGGAAGGUAUGAUUAUUUGUUACAUUGGAGUAACUUUUGAUAAUUUAUUUUCAAUUGAUAGUUUAUGCUCAGAAAAUGAUUUCAUUCUUGGAAGGAAGUUUUAAAUCAUUUUCUUGUUUCUUAGAGUGACAUAAAAUUUACUUUGAUGCAGGUUUCACACGCUGGCUUAUGUUGCAUCAUCAGGAAAGCUGUUCUCAUUUGGUUCUGGAGAGAAUGGCCAACUGGGCAAUAACAAAGUCACGAAUAUCAAUAGCCCUGUUGCUGUUCACAACAGUUGGGUGAAAGUUAAACCUGAGAAUCACUAUGUUGUCCAUAGAAUAGCUGCAGGUGGUGACCACUGCCAUAUUCUUGUAUCAAAAAAGGUAAGUGGCUACAUGCAUAAUACAGGUAACUUUCUGCAAGUGGUACUUUGGGUGUGGUUCAACAAAGGUCAGUCACAGUGUACUUUGCAAUUGGUUCAUGGUUAGCAAGAGAACAAGAGAAGUGUAAGAGUUGCUAGAGGCAAAGUGAAGCGAGCUUAUUGAGUGCAGAGCUUGAAUUAUUAUUCAAUUCAUACUGUCAUGUAUAUUUUACUUUUAAUUAACAUUUUUUGUUCAGAAUCAGGAUGACUGCAGUCCUUGUGAUUUCCGGGUUCAAGACCGAUCUAAACACCUGUGGACAUUUACAGAGUCUAGUGUACUGGAAUUGGUUCAACAGUUGUCACUUCCCAAUCCUUCAACCGAGAUUUUUCAGUGAGUCAUUAUGAACUAUAGGCCCUGGUUGUUCAAUAACACUAUCCACUGGAAAAAAAUGCUUUCUGGUGGAUAGGGUAGUAAUAACUAGAUCCCUCACUCCUUCCAACCUUUUGAUUACUUCAAUCAAAUUCGAUUUCCCUUAGAUUUAUGUUGUAAACUGUACAUUUACAAUAAAUUCUUCCUUAACAACUGAAAUCCUUGAUAACUUGAACCUCUCUUGAGCUUCAAAGAAAUUAUAAUUUCCCUUCCACUUCAGACCAUUUUCUCCUCAGAAUUUUUUCCUCAAAGAAACAGUUUAUUGUAGUCUGAAGCCAUGGCCAUUAUUACUUUAAAAAAUGUGAAUUGCUUGAACUCUGUUGAAAGAUUUAUUUUCUUUGAAACCUGCAAAGGUUACAUUACCUGAACCUUCCUUGCUGUUUUGCUUUGUUUUGUUUCAUGUUGUGCUGUGUUGUGAUUUAUAACUAUGGUAAUUUAGAAACCUGAUGUUCCACACCUAAAUAUAUCAAAUGACUUCUCUUUACUCUCCGACUUAUAACAUUUGAAUAGAUCCUUGACGUACUGUUUUCUACCCAAGACAUACAGUAUAAAGUAGAUUGUAUGUCUGGAGUGCAAAACAGUUAUCUCAAUUCUUCCUUAUUUCCAGUCAUUUAUUUUCAACUCUGGAUAACUGAGUCCUUUUUCAAUUUGCUUUGAAGGUUUGAGUUUGGUGACUAAAUGAAAUGAUUUAGGAAUUUGAUUUUAUGGAAUAAAAAUCCCUUUUUGCUAAAUUGGGAAAGAAAGGAAGGAAGUAGUAGCCAUGAAAUACUGUGUGGGGUUGUUUCCUUACUUGAGAUAUUGCUUAGUAAUAACUAUGAACUGUUUCCUUCUUUUCAUAACAGUAAAUUAGAGACAACUUUCUCAUCCUAUUCAUGUUUGAAUGGAUCAUUUUUGGAUAGGUAAGGCACCUAAAUCCGUUUACAUUUCCUUUAAUUUGUGAGUUUUUUUGUAGUUUAUAUGACACAAUAAGUAUUUAGAUCAGUGCCCAAGCUUGUAGGGUUGAAAGUAGUUUAUGAAGGCAUCACAAUGUUUUUAAUCAUUCAUCAGUUUGCCAGUUGGUGAAUGUGAAACAUGAUGGUGAAAAUUUCAUUCACUGUCUCUUCCAUAAAUACAUGUACAGUGCACUCUUGUGCAAUUAUUUGUAUGUUAUAAUUAUGCCUUUUAUCCACUUAGUCAACAAGUGAAUGAAUCAAUCCUGUACAUGAAGUAGCUUUAAUGAGAGAUUAAUUUUUACAAUAUAAUAUAAUUCCUAAAUAUCUUUCAUGUGCACCAAUAAUUUUCGUCCCAAAUGUGUGAGAAAUAUGCACACUGGUCUGUGGCACACACUUGUUGGUUAGUCCAUUUAUCCAGAAUCAGUGUGUUAAUAUCAUGAUGUAUCUACUUUUCCAUGAUGAAAACAAAAUUUAUACAGUUUAUGAAGACUACUUCAUAAAGUAACUUAAAAAUUUAUAGAAACUCUGCUGACCUUAAUCAGAGUGCAAAAUGCAUAAUACAUAGAACUUUGUAUUUUUCUUUCUGUAUUUUCAGACAAAACCAUGAACAAACAAGCUCUAAAAUCCAUGGCAUUCAUCUACAAUCUGCAAGACGCUCCUUUGAUCUGCUCAAUGGAAUGAAGCACAAGGCAAUUGUUACAAAGGUAAAUUUGUGUAACUUUAAGGAUACCAUUAUCAUUUUUCCAUGCUUGGAGUAGUCAUGGUUUUAGAGGGAAGCCUCAGAGAAUGACCAACUUAAAGUAGCUUAAACAGUAUUUCUGAUAAAUUGAGUGUGCUGUCAUUGGUGUAUUUUGGUCCUCAUUAUUAAUCUGAGUACUAAAUGUUGUUCCCAAAACACACAAAUAGCAGCAGACCAAGGUGCUCUUAAUAUCAACAUGUAAACUUUCAACCUCAUUGCCUAAUGAAGACUGGCAGUAUAGCAGGCAAAAGGUCACGAUCAAUACAAUUGAUGGCUUGACUGCAUUGUGAGACAUAUAAUUAACCCCUAAACUCCCAAGAUCUGAUUGAUAAUUCUCCCCUCUAGCUGCUACACAUAUCUUUGUGAAUUAGGAAUGAGAAUUUGGUGUUGGAUCAAGACAACAACCUCCACUUGAUAAGUUUGAAUAUUCUCUUUAGCUGUUUAUGGGAUAAUGUAAGGAUAUUAUUGGGAGAAGUUUCAUUUUGAUCACUUCUGGGGUUUAAGGGUUAAAUGUUUAUGGUAGAUUAGAUGUCUCCACAAAACCCUGAUGAACAGCAACAUUUUCUAUAACAUUGUUGUUUUGUUGUUCCACAGUUGUUUGCUGCCUUUACCCAUGGUGUCAUUCACUCCCUCCUUCAACCACCUCCAGACAUUGAAGCCCUCAGAGUCUAUUUACUUCUUCCAGAAUGUUCUGUUUAUCAAAAUGGUGAACAGUUUGAAAAUAUUGUCAUUCCAUUCAGUGAAGCCAUCUUACGAUUAUCAACAGAUGCCAGAAAAGUGUUAAGUAAGUUUGCCAGACAUGAAAAUGUUUGAAAAUCAUGUCAGUGGGUAAACCUACGUAACUGUAUGUCAUGGUUCUAACUUCAGUCUCUUUUGGAGCCAAUUCAAAUUGAUUGUUUUUUGUCCGUGAUUAAAGAGGUAGAUUGGAAACAAAGAAAAUUCAGAAUUAAACUAGUGAGAACAAUUGUUGUUGGAAUGGAUACAGGUUAUUGUCUCUAUCUGGUUUACUGACCUUAGGUGCUUGUUCUACAUAUGAAUGGAAUCUGUUGAUUUAGUCUGGUUAUUAUGAAGGACUAUGUCAAGUUACAGUCUUACCUCUACUCUGAAAUAUGCUUAACAUGUUUUGCCAUUAAAUUGUUUUCUUUGAUUUUUUCAGUGAGAUGGUGGUCUUCUUUACCAUCCACCUUUUUCUCUCGUACAAUGAAGGUCUGUCUUUUUAACUUCAUUUUGGAUGAUUAGUUGGCACAGUAUCACUUUAGUCAUUAAACUCACUCCUUUAUUAAUGUUUUUUUUCCUUUGUUUCUGAAUGCUUGUAAAGACCAGCUGGUAUUGGUCAUUUAAUUUUGAAAACUUGUCAAUGCAUUUUUUUGUUUUGUGAUGCUAACAGUCACAUUUUGCUGUUGUGUAGAUGUUUCAAGAUUGUGUAAAGUACUUAUUACACUUUCCUCCUCCAAAGUUUAUAACUGAAGAGGUAAGUUAAACUAUUUGCCUUUUGACGGGUAAUUGUUCUUAAGCAUAGAGUGACAGCACUGAAAUACUACACGGCUACAAACUAUAUGUAAACUUGUUCUUAUAAGUAACUUGCUGGGAAAGAUUUUUUUCGUCUUGUCACGAGCGUGGGACAAAGAAAAAAUUCCGAGUCUCCCUGAGAAAUCUGAAAUUCUGUUGGGUGUAAGAGGGGGAGAGAAAAAAAGCUUAGUGCUGCUGGAGUGAAAAACCGUUUAGUAUUACAAGCAAUAAAACAACCAGUCAAAUUUCAUCAAUUUUAGAACUCUCUUCACCUCUGUUGAAUUAAGGCAGCAGUGUCGUGAUGUCACUUUUGGCGUGGAAAGCGAAAUAUUUUUGUUCAAAAAUUAUGCGAACGAAAAUGCAUAUAAAUCCCUUUCGAUUUAAAGAGCUGAGAGCUCUGAGUAUUGGGCACCAGCAAUAUUUAGACAUCGUUGGUCAGUUUCAAAUGUUUAGAAAGUCAUAUAUAUGUGUAUGAAGAAGCUGCGACUAUCAGAAUUCAUAACACAAACAGAAGUGUCAUCAUCUUGACGAUGAAUUGUUUUCAGGCCGUUAGACGUCAAGCAGCUUUGGCUACAUGUUUAAAUGUUUUAGAACAGCUUAACACGGUGAGUUAACGAUAUACUUUUUUGUCUUUACAUUGUAGGAAAAAUUGAAUAUUAUCCCUCAUGUGCCAUAGCUUAGAAAAGAUUUUUAUUUCAGGGGCUCUUUAUGCUAAUUCCCUCAUCACAGUGAUUGAAUCAUUUUCCUGUUCUCAGGAACGACAACGUAAAACUUUGGUAGUAGAGAGCUCAAUGUAGAGAAGGGAGAGGUUUGUUUCAUCACGACAAGGGUUAAGGCUCUGGAGGCAGCUGAAUUUCAUGGUUUUUUUUCGCAUAACGCUGAAAUAGUAUCUGCAUAGUAUCACUGGUCCAGUAGUUAAGGCAUUCAGAUUUAAUUUUGGAAAUAAAGUCUAUCUCAAAAGCUUAUAAUGGAGUGAGUGAAGAAAAUGAGAUUUCUGAUUGCUUUUUUUGCUACUUGAUCUCUAGGUUAAUACAGAAUCUGGUGACAUUGUACCAUUUAAACAGUUUUAUAUUCCUGAGAUACAGGCAACAAUUGACAUUAGAGCUGACUUCUUCAACUGGAUUCAAAAUCAGGUAAGACUUGAAAAUAUACCUUUUUUGUGAAAAAGGGGUUUAUCAGAUGAUAAUCUAUUGUGAUAAAAUCGUGUAAAUGCCUCUGAUUUUGAUUGCGACGUUUUGACUGCGAUAUUCUUGACUUCUUCAGACGAUAAGAUCGACUGGUUAUGAAGCGUUAGAGUGUUUUUCGAUUGAGUGUCGUAAAAAUAAAAUAAGUGAUCGCCAUGGGCAAACAGAAAGGAAGCAAAUACCCUGAAGAGUUAAUUAGAACACACAGCAAAACAAGCAAACCACCUAAAGUGCGGGAAAACGCAGGCGACUAAGUCGUGAUUGGUGGUAAUUAAUCAUCUGAUUGGUUGACUGGGUGGCACAAGCUUUCUAGACCAAUAAUAGAACAAGUAUAGCAAAACUGUAGCAAUCGCGGAUUAUUUUCGAUAAUUAAUUGAAAAUUGCUCAAUGCUUCGCUGUGAUUAAUUAGUUUUCAUGGCCAGUCACUAUAAACACUCUAGCGAUAUCGCUAACAACCGGAGGCCCUUCAUAUUCCAAGAAUUAUUCCAUAAAAGUCCAUUCACUCUACAUAACGCUAAAACAUCUGUGUAGUAUCUUUCAUAAUCUUCACUUUUUUCAAUUGUUUUGGGCAAAGUGCAAGCGAAAUAUUUGAUCCCAUCUUUACUGGAUAAACCAGCACAUGCAGCUCUCAUUGCUCAACACACACACACACACACUAAAAAUGAAACAACAUUCUUCACCUCCUUUUACUUUUGUUUAGAUUGUGACUAACCGUCAAGAAUUUUGGCGCCACCUUAAUCAUGGGGUAGGCCUUGAUUUUCCAAAGCUUAAAAUCCAAGUUUGCUUAACGCUUUAAAGGGGAGAAGUGUGCCCCAGAAACCAUAUGAUUUCUGUCUCUUUCCUUAAAAGGUUGUUUUAAAAUCUGCUAUUUACCGCGUUCUGAUGUUCCAAAUGGUGACCGACCUUUCGAAAAUCAUCUUCGAAUGAGAUGAAAGUUCGUCGUGGACGUCGCUAUUUUGAACACAACGCCUUAACUUGGCCGCACGGCCAAAAACACAAAGCGAGGCUUACAAACCGCAGCAGCUCAAAUGAACAUUUGAGUUAAGAGUCCCUUUUGUGUGGUUCCUAAUUAUUCAAAGAGAUGCCCCCUUUUAAUUAUUAGGAACUACGCAAAAGAGACUCUUAACUCAAUGUUCAUCUGAGAAACAGCGGGUUGUAGGCCUCGCUUUGUGUCUUAGGGCGUGUGGCCAAGUUACGGCUUUGUGUUCAAAAUAGCGAUAUCUACGGCGGACGUUUAACGCAUUCGAAGAUGAUUUUCGAGAGGCUGGUGACCAUUUGACUAUGAGCAGUGAGACUGUACUUCACAAGUAAGGACGAACGUAGCUAAGAUGGCGGCGUCUGUAGCUGAAGUUUUAGCACAUUUAUAGAUGAUAUUCCACAGGGUACGUUACCCUCUGGAAUGUUAAAAACUUGAUCAGCGACAUGAUUUCAAAUAUUUUUUUUGAUGGUGCAGUUAACAAUUAAAUGUUUUCCUGAAGCUAAUUCUCUUUUAACGUCGUUCCACCUGGUAGCUUUAGGUUCAGUACGCCUAUUUUAAUUGUAAAUUUUCGUCUCGCAAUCAAGAUAACGAUCUUGCUAUAAGAGAACGAGUGUCAUUUGAAAGUUUGAAUUAAUAGUAUGUAGGUAGGAAUGACUGAUUCUCUAUCACUGUUUCUUUUUAAGCAAACCUUUUCCUUCUGUCGGUAUCCAUUUGUUUUUGAUGCGGAAGCUAAGACCACGCUGCUUCAAACAGAUGCUGUUAUGCAGAUGCAGGUAUGUCAAAAAACUAACUAUAAGAAGUUUAGACUUUAGAAUACAAUAAACGUGCCUUUCAUCCAGACUUGAUCUCUCACGUGAAUUCAGGAUAUUUUCAAGGGAUCAGGAACGUUUUAUUUCCAAUUCAUCCCAUCCUGUCCAAUUCCAUUCCAGGGUGAUUGUGUAUUUGUAUGGAUACUUAUUUGUUACUCCCCCAAUGGGGCUUUUAAGGUCCAAUAUAAAUGAAUGAUUAAAUGAAUAAACGAACGAAUGAAUGAAUAAACAUAGUGUUUAAAAAUCCCAAAUGAGAGGAGGCAGAUCAGUUGGCCAUAUACAAAUCGCACCCAAGGAGUUGAACCUGGGGCAACCGAGAACAAACCCAGAGGGUAGCAAGGCUUGGGGCUGGGACCCGGAACCUGCAGAUUUAAAGCCCAGUGCUCUAACCACUCGACCACAUGGCCUCCAAUAGGAUUGUGCCCCUUACAUCCUUUCCCAAGACCGUCCCUUUGGCUAUAACUGAUAAAUUUAGUUGCAUCCACCACGGAUAUAUUUUGGAGGAAGGCAUUUUUAUCUGGACAUGACGAGUGUACAGGAAAAGCACUUAAUCAGAACGUGGCUAUGGCUGAAGGUAGACUCCAUUUCGUGAAGUAUUGAGACUCUUGGGCAAACGAAAUUAACUGUUUCUUGGAGGAACAGACAAAUGUGUAUCAAGGAACUUUUUAAACGCAACUCGUGUCUCUGUAAAGAUGAUUUAAGGCUGGGUAGGACAAGAUCGAAAGUUGGUCGAGAAAACUGGUGCCAUCUCCUCUACCAAUCAAUUGUAAGACCAAGGCUAAUCCCAACUUAGUCACUCGCGUUUUUCCGCGCUUCAGGCGGAUUGCUUGUUUUUUCUUUGAGUUCUCGUUGUGAUUACUUUGGUUUUGGUUUUUCGACACUCAUUUGAAAACUGCUCAUGUGAAAUUAGCCAGAAUUUUUUUUUUGGUGAAAGAGUCAGCUAUCACCUUUUUGCAAUUAUUGUAGAGCGCUGUGGAAGAAGUAAAUCGCCGGAAUGUGAGGAUGAUGAUGUCACAAUUACCUAUUGACCCAGUUAACCCAAUACUGGUCAUUGUAGUGAAAAGGGACAGUAUUGUUAGUGACACACUGACACAGAUCAUGAAAUGUGGUCCGUAUGACUUGAAGAAACCUCUCAAGGUAUGCUGCAGAACUUUACGACUAACUUUGUUGAUUUAAAGCCUGAAAAAAAAGUUAUUUAGUAGAUUUAUCGCUAUUUCGAAGGGUUGGCCAAACAUCCUUCGGUGUCCGCUGCAUAUCGUUCAUCCACCUUUCGAACUACUGGAGCCUGGGGCUUAGCUUUGUAGUUACUUUAGAGAAUGAAGCCUUUAAACCCAAAUGAAUUUCCAAUGCUUUUCAGUCCCGCCUCGUAAGUUGUGGGAGUUUUCGUUUGGCUAUUGCGUUUUGUCGUUUUUCCUUGAUAUGUCCAACAAAAUUUAUUUCAAAAUUGAAAAUUAUAGUUACAUUCGUGUGCAUAGAUUGACUAAGUGAGUUAAUGAGUAUGUCGUUUGAUCCUCGUAUGCACCUGUAAAACUAAAGCCUUUGGCUGGCUUUUGAAACAACCGGUAGAAUCAUAAAAACCGAUAAGGCUGGUCUCGUAAGGAAGUCAUGAAAACACGAUAAACGAUACCUUAGCCUGUUCCCAGCGUUCAGUUAGUAAAACGAAGCGUUAUGGUAAACGGCGUGAUAAUAGCAGAAGAUUUGAAAAGCGAGAGAGAUUUGGGUCGGUUCGCGCAAUGAACGUGACUCGAUCCAAACCUUCAUUUUCGCUCUAAAGCUACUGAUAUCGCACCUGUUCACACUUUCGCUCCGUUCUACUAACCGAACACUUAGAAAAGCCUGAUGAGACUGCCUCACUAUUUCCUCCUUUUUUUGGCAGGUCGUGUUUCAUGGUGAAGAAGGUGUUGAUGCUGGUGGUGUAAGGAAGGUAAGGUGUCCUAACACUUUUAUGAUCAGACAUUGUUCUCAAACAUGAUUUGGACGGUGGACGCUCUCGCAAGUGGAUGUGCUCGUAAUUCAAAGAUGUUUUCCAGUGUUUAGUACAAAAACGGUCCUCAUAAGUGGACUCUAGGUCAGAGGUAUAAGUGAAAGAUGACCUUUUAGAAGAGCACGGUCUGUAAAAAAUGUUUCAAACCUCAUUUGUAUGACAAUAAAACGAAUACUGGAGUAUUAGGUGGUGAUCGAUGCACCUUGAAAUCACUGCGAUGCAGAGGGUUAUGAAGAUGAUUGAUUACAUCGAGUUAAAUUUCCUGGUUAAAUUUCCUGGUUAAAUUUCCUGGGUGUUUGUUCCCCAGGUGUCUGCUUAAAAGAGUUUUACAACAACGAGAUAAAAAUGUUUGAAAGCGACCAGCGCCACUUACGGGAAUAUGUAUAUACAGGGUUUGUAUGAAGUUCAAACGGUGUUCAGUGGAGGCAGUCGGAAGACGAAUUUACUUUCGAGAGUGUCCGUUGUAAUAGCGUCCACUUUAGCAUUCAUGUUUUUACAGUAAAGCGUUUCUUUUGUAGUUUCUGUGUCUAACAAUCAAAUUCUGAUUUCUUUAGGAAUUUUUCUUGCUGCUUUUGACGGAGAUCUUGGACCCCAAAUAUGGAAUGUUUACCUACAUUGAAGAGUCUCAGACCAUUUGGUUUAAUGAUCUGGUAUGUGUCUUACUUAAGAUCUCUACUAUUAAGGAAUGUUGGUGACCCAAUGUUUCUUUGAAUUCAGAUUUCGGACCCGUAUAACGUCACUCUUCUUUUAAGGGGGUAGGGGGGGCGGGGGGCGGGCGGGGGGCGCUCAAUUAUUCUUAAUUAAUUAUUCUUUUACAGUCAGAGGAGAGUGAUAGAGUAGAGAGUUUGUGACUAGCAUAUCGUUCUGUGUCACUCGUGUUAACGGCAAAGUAUUGUUCCAGUGGCAUUACUGCGAAGACUUUAAAUCAAGGCAUUGCUAGAAGGUACACUGCUGAUUUGCCAAAUGAUAUUGUUUACUGAUUGCUUCCCUCUGUUGUUGUAGUCAUUUGAAGAAAGUCCAAUGUUCCUGUUGAUUGGUGUCAUCUGUGGAUUGGCCAUAUACAACUCUACUAUCAUUGACCUCAGAUUUCCUCCUGUUUUGUAUAAGAAACUUUUAGGCAGGUUAGAAUAACGCUGUGCUCGGUUCAUGGAAGGCACUAUGUUUUGUCAAUGUCAUUUAAACCCUCCCUUACUCUCAAAAGUGAUUAACUUGUGAAAUCUAAUCUUUUUCGGCUGUGAUUUUUUUACCAUACUCUUAAGAAAGUUUUAGCAAAAUUAUUGCAGACUUUUGUUCAAACUUUUUGCACAAGAGUAUUACUAUCUGAUAACUAUCAAGGUGAAAAUUUCAAAUUCUAAUUGUGUCUGCCUGAUGCAACCGUUACAUCGGAUAGACUCCUUUUCACUUUUCUUAAACCUGAACGCCUUUUAAAUCGCUAUUAAUCCUUUCGUGAAGAAACACUUCGAAGACUUGCUAAACAUGCUUCUAGCAGCAGAGUGUAAGGCCAUUGGGGAUGUGGUAUGUCUCAAUAACACUGCCUUUUAUCACUGCUCAGUUUAGCUCCCCAAGAAUAUUAUUUAGAAUUACUAGUGUAUUCAUGAAAACUUUUGCAUAAAUUUUUAUAGGGUAAACAUAUGUUUUGUUGUCUUUUUUGACUUUCAUAAACGUCUUUGUGUUUACGUUCUGAGUUGUGGUGCAUUUAUUGUCUCGACAACCUUUCCAAAACAGUUUAGUUUUGUAUACUUAUAUUGUGUGUUGAUAUUACAAGAAAAAAAUGACGGUCACUUUUCUUUUCUCUUUUCUAUCAGGAAACCUAAUCUUGAUGACUUUAGAGGUUUUAAACCAGCAGUUGCCAAGUAAUUAAAUUUCCUUGUAGACUAAAGGAGUUUUCUAUAAUAAUGCACUAAGGAGAUUUACGCCGACGGGUAAAGGUAUCGCUAAAAGGUAUACACUCAGCCACCGUUCACAGCCAUAGCCAGUGAACAGAAAUAAGCGCAUAAUUUAAUUUUUCAUGUAGCCUCAAAAUAAGGCGGGAGUCAGUUAUUUGGGGAUUUUGUGGAUAGUCUUCAAUUGUUCAGUUUAAACCCAUCUGUUUUGUACUACAGGUAAUUUAGUGUUAACAACUGGGUUGAAAACGUAAAUUAGCCACCGUAAAGGGUAAAAAAGUUGACGUUUCGAGCGUUAGCCCUUCGUCAGAGCGAAGGGCUAACGCUCGAAACGUCAGCUUUUUUACCCUUUACGGUGGCUAAUUUACGUUUUCAACCCAGUUGUUAACACUAAAUUACCUGCUAUACUCUCCCACCGACGCAGCACCACAGUUUCUUUAGAAACUUACCCCUUUAUGUUUUGUACUACAACUCACAUGAUCACCUACGGAUCAUUUGCAGUGUAGCUCCUGUCCCUUUUACUCCUCAAGCAAGGAAACUUGAAUUUGAAUUUGCCAACAGUGUGUUCCAGUAACGAUAAGAACUUUCACGAUUGAUUGACAGGAACCUUGAGUAUUUGUUGGAGUAUGACCAAGCAGAAGGAGACCUGGCGGAAACGUUUGGACUCAAUUUUCAGGCAAGUUAAUAUAGUUUGGGUUGCAUGUGGAUAUGUUAUUUUUCCUACCACAUUCUUUACAAGUUUUUGUGACUGGUACCAUUUCCCUAAAUGUCUUUACAGCUAUUAUGUGCUGAAUACUCUCUCACCUGUGUGUUGAUUCUCCUAACUUAUUAAUAAGGUUCACUCUGAAAGUUAAAACAAUUUUCAGUUGUGUCGAAAGUGAUCCGCCAUUACUUUGGCUUACUUUUUGGCUUUGCUCUGUGAUUGGUCAAGAAAACUCGCGCCAUCCUUUCAACCAAUCAGUUGCAAACUAAAGACGAUCGUAGCUUGUUCAUUGGCGUUUUGCCGCGCUUCAUGGAGAUUGCUUUUUUCACUGUAAGUUCUUAUUGGGUAAUGAUAACUCAAAGAUCUGUGUUAAAACUAUGUUUUUCGACCAGUCACCUGCACAACAGAAAGUAAAUUAUAAUGAGCUGUUUUCUAAUUUUUGCUCAGGUUGUACGUGAGAAGUACGGAGCAUUAGAAUAUAUAGAUUUGAUUCCAGAUGGAGGAAAAACUCCAGUCAAUCUCGAGAACAGGUGCGAUGACCAAAACCCCUUAUUUUUAAGCCUUUGAUCCCUAAAAGUAAAUAGCAUUUAAGUUCUCUUUACAGUAUGACCCCUAAAGCAAACACUAAGGUCACGAAAGUAGGGGAAAUGAUCACCAAUGAAAGAUACUCCUGGUUGUUAAACAAAUUCUCGUUGUCAGCACCUUAGGAAAUGUAGAGAACUGUUUGGAGAAUAAGCUUACUGAUGUGAAAGUGUAAGAAGAGAUAUAGAGAAAUAUUUGAGUGCAAAGUUCAACGCGAGAACGUUUUUAAAAUAUAGAAAACUUCUAAAAAUUAUGAAAACGUUCGUAAGGCGUAAAGUCACAUAUACUAUGCGUUACUGCAAAGUAUAUGUGACAUAAGAAAAAGACCAUCCCUCUCUUUCGAUACUCAAUCUGUUUUCCCAUCGUGUCGUAUCGUGCAGUUUUAUUGAAAUGGGGUAGUGGUUUGCUUUAAUGUUAUGAAUUGCGGUAGAUCAAAUUGUCUUGUCUUGUUACGGUAUGAUAUGCUGUAUAGUGUUGUGUGUGGAAUUUUUCGUUUGUAUUGUUCUGUUGAGCACGUUUCGCAUCAUUUGGUUUUUUUUUUUUUUCCUGUGGCUAGAGUGCAGUAUGUGGAUGUGUAUAUCGAUUAUUAUUUGAACAAGUCAGUCGAGAAACAGUUUGAGGCUUUUGCUCAAGGAUUUCAUCGGGUGUGUGGUGGAAAAGUCAUGGUGGGUGCAAGUGCUGCUCUGUUAAUACCGUUUUUUUUUCUCAUAAUUAAGUAAUUGACCGCACUUUUUGUCGGUUAUCAAAAAUCACGCGUGGGAGGCGAGUGUUCUCCCGACUCACAGGUGGGUUAUUACAAAUUGCGCUCUAUUACUUUUAUGAAGUAAACUUAAAGGUCUGACUAUAUGAACAAAGUUUAGCCGUUGUUUAGCAAAACCGCAUCUUAAACAAUACUCAAUCAAGGUCAACCUUCCAUCUGAACAUUUAUUAUUGUGAACAGUGUCAAAAGGGUCGGAAGCUAACAGUGGCAGGUCGUUUAUUAAAUUGAAUAAACCCUUUUUUAGAGAAUACCUGAGGCCUACUGAUUGCGUGAAACCGUGGUUUGAGUUAGACCUUGUGUAAAUAACCAGCCUAAAGGGUUUACCUGUGCGAUAAACGAUAGCUUUCAGACCAAUUAGGGUUCUCGUAAUAUCUCAGCUAUGUAUUAUAACAUAUCGCUUGUUAGCAUUUACAAUGGCUCGUUGUGGACAAUGCCUUAAUUUAGCAUGAAAGUCAGGCUUGCCUUUUGUCACUUAUUUGGACAUCUUUCUGAUCGUUAUAGGAGUUUUUUCAUCCGGAGGAGUUAAUGCAGAUGGUGGUAGGAUGUCAAGAUUAUGACUUCAGGGAACUCGAAAAGGUAAUAGAACAUACAAGAUAAAAGGAAAAGAGACUGAAGAGUAGUUCAAAGGACACGGGGAAGUUUUUUUAGAGUUAAAAGAACACCUGGGUGCUGUGCAUUCGAACAACCGCCCCACUCCAGUUAUAGCGUUUCGCCGAGUGGCGUGUUCCCUUCGCUCCGCGCGUUACUCUAAUGUUGUUUAAGUUAAAUGGAUAAGAUUUUCUGUCGUUGCGUUCUUACCCACAGUGUUCAGCUCCUUUUCUGGAUUCCCUAUCAAACAAUAUGUAACUUUAUUUCAUUUCCAUUUUUCAGGUAGCAAUGUACAAAGGCGAGUACUUCAAGGGCCAUCCUAUUAUCAGAAACUUCUGGGGAGUUUUCUUUGACUUUCCGUUCAAAAUGAAGAAAAAGUUCCUUGGUGAGUUUUUGUAUCAGUGAGACUGAGCCAUCAAAUCGCGGACGAGUCAUGGGAUUGGUUUUUAUUCCUUUACAAGACUGACCAAUAAAUGCAGCCUUUCUGAAAUAGAUGGUAACAAGAAAGUAAGGAAGAGGGUGACCGAAUUAAUGAAGCACAUAUACAGGGGAUUGUUUUGAAUUUGCCUGUGAGCUCCAAUCUCUUCACAUCACAAAAGCAACUUUUCACCAAGCUGAGAUUGUAGAGAAAUACUAACCUCCUUUUCUGGGUCAGUCUGGCCUCUCGGAUUUGUAUGGCCAUAAAUCUGAGCAAGAACAACGCGUAACAUAUUUUUGUAUUUCACUCUGGAUUCAAAUAGAGGGAGACGAUUCCUAUUCAAGCAAACUUUUGAACUUAGCGGGCCACACAGUGAAAUACGGCCCGCUAAAUGAAGCAGCAUGGAGCACGUGCUAACUUAGAGAUAUAAUAAAACGAAAUAUGUGUUACAUUUGUCUGAAUUCUAUCCUUCAGCUUUCCUAACAGGAAGUGACAGAGUACCAAUUUUGGGAAUGAAAUCCAUGAAGGUAUAACUAAUCUCGUAAUAUUUUCAUUAUUUCUUUGCUGGUGAUCCUGAAGUUGAUUACUUUCAAGGCCAUUACAAAAUAAUUUAAUAGAGUGAUAUGCUGAAAUACUUAAACGAAAUCUGUUGAUUUAUUAGAAUUUAGCUCAGCAAUCACAACACUUUAGAUAAUUGUUAUCAAUUGACCCAUAUAUAAGAUUUCACGAGUUUGGGAGUUAUAUUCAAACAAAGUCACUCAUCCUGAAUGAUGUAUUCUCUGUAUAUCUUUUUUAAAAACAGAUCAUAAUUCAGCCCGUAGCUGGAGGAGAACAAGGAGAUCACCUUCCUGUGGCACACACGUGCUUCAAUUUGCUGGACUUACCGAGAUACUCAACAAGAGAAAUGAUGAAAACAAAACUCAGCCAAGCAGUGGAGUACUCAACUGGCUUUGGGCUUGCGUAAAAAAUUAUCAGUCAUUAUCCUGCAAGUAAACUUAUUCCUGGCUAUUCCUAGAGGGGAGUAUAGCUUUAAACCUUAAUAUGUGUUGAAAGAAGAGUGAGAUAAAAAGCGUCUGUAAUGAUCCAAACGACAGCGAAAUAACAAACUUACCGAGGUUGCAGUCAUGCAUGCUCUUUCUGAUGUCAAUGGUGCUUCGUUGGCAAGCAAAAAAACGUGAGAGUUCCUCGCCAAGCCACUUGAGGAUUUGCGAUUUGUUACGCAGAAAUGGAAAACCGCAGGUUGUAUGGUUUUCAGCGUUGCAAAAUCGCGCUGGUCACUCAAAAGGUGUUUGUCAAGAACCUGCAGGGUUAAAAGCUCGCUGAGGCAAAAUACGAAGUGACGAGUAUCAUGGACUUGUAAGACUUGCCUGCGGCUCUCAACGUCUUGAAUUUGUCAGUUGUUUGAAGGCAACUGUUGACUCUGUGUUCUUUUUACUGAAGUGUGGAGGUGAUUUUUUUGUUUCGCUUUUCCAUACACCAGGAUUUGGGAGCGCUAAGAAAGAAAUUCAGCUCAAUGCUCUGAUAAUUUGAAUUAUCCGUGCAAUAGGAUUUGUAGGCAACGAGAAAAGAUCUUAAAAUUAUUUUUGACAUGUUAGAUGGCCUUUUUCUACUAGGUAACACAACUUGAUCUCUGGUAUGUGGGUUGGUCAUUUGAAGGAAAGGAAACACAGGGUGAAUAGUUUUUUGGACGAGUUUGUCGGACAAAACCGCUUCUAAUGCUUCCUAAACAAUUUCUGUGACUCAUUAUUUUUGUUGCUACAGACGUGGCUUAAAUUCAAACCAGGUGUGAUGUUUGCGAUUUAUUCCGGGACCACUCUGAUACCGAGAAUUCUCGAGAUUCUCUUUAUACUCGAAGCUAAUGUUUUAGCGACUUGUCCCCGGCGCGUCAUGUGGCAGUGAAUUUUACCGCCCACCGUAUUCUAGCCUUUAGAAAUAAUUUUAGAUUUGUUAAUUAAAAGGUUUUGGUGUAUAAAACUUUUGAAAUAAAUACGAUUCUUAAAAUCUGGGAACCGGGUAUUCUCCUUUUUGUCUUUUUGUGGUUCAUAUCUAAGACCAUCGGAAAGGCUGUCUGUGUGUCGUUAUCUCAAAUCGCGAUCUACGCGAAAUUGAUGAUGCACUGAAGCUGGUAAUGGAAAUCUCGCCUCUAAGCAGCCGAAGAGACAAAAGCAACCGCUAAGAGUGUAAUCCGGUGUCUCCGAAAGAUUGGGAAUGUUUCCACGCAGAAAAUGUUUAAAUGUAAUCUAUACCCUUAAAUAUUUCUUUAAAAUCAUUUAAAAAUUGUAGAAUAAAACGCAC